AGGGGGCGGCCCGAAAAGUCCUCCAUCGUUCCCACCAUUCCGCGUCUCAGGCGGAGCGAAGUGGAAGCGCUGUCCCGGCUGGUCACGGCGGAGAGCCGCGGUAGCCAAGUGGGGUGCGAGCUGAGGAUGUGACACGGCGCCAAAGGGAGGGGAAAAGAGAAAGAAAGAGAAGGAAAGUUAGGGGCGAGGAAGCGCAGCUACAGACAGGCGAAGAGCCACCACGAAGAGCGCCCGCUGUGGCCGUACCGGGAGCGCGCUGAGGAAGGGGCUCGCGGGACAUCGGCGCUUUCCCGCCUGUGGCUCCGUCACGCUCCGCGCGGCCGCCGUCCAGGGGUGACUCCGAUCCAACAUACCAGAGACUUCAGGUGACUUCACAGUGCUGAAGGAGGGUCGUGUGCUCAGCCAGCAUGUCGUCCAAAGGGCCCAGCUCCAACAACAUUGCCCACGCACGGAGGGCCGUUCAGCAGCUGAGGAUAGAGGCCAACAUCGAACGGAUCAAGGUGUCCAAAGCCUCCGCGGACCUGAUGCGCUACUGUGGGGAGCACGCCAAGUACGACCCGCUGCUCAUGGGAAUACCUGCUUCAGAAAACCCCUUUAAGGACAAAAAACCCUGCACUAUACUGUAAUGAGACGCCUCUCCUGCAUUUUAUGUCAUUUUUUUAUUUUAUCAUCAGCAAUCUGAUUAAAAGAAUACUCUAAUCUUCCCCAUACUUAACAAAUAAAUAUCCCGGUUAAAUUGCAGCUAGAGUGCCACCCCCCCCUUUAUCCCCUGCAUUCACACUUGUCGGAAUGAGGGAAGAUCCACAGAUUAUUCUGGAAGCAAUUAUCACGGAAGGGAUGAGUAAUGAGUGCUGGUUUGGGAGGAACGUUUGAAAAACCGAGGCCUUUGAUGUCUAGUGACAUAAACGUUUAUGUAGGCAAUUACCGCAGCUCCUACUCUUAGGGGAGGGUUUCCAGGUAAAGAAAUGAACAGUUGGUAAGUGGUAGCAGUACGCUGUAAUGAGCACACCCCCACGAGAGGCCUGCUUUGGUAAGGAAGGCCUGUGUGACCAUAAGUUACGGGGGUGAUCUGUCGGGUCAAAAGGUCGCUUCACACCAGUAAACGCCUCAAGAUGUUAUGUUUGUGUAAAGUGGGGCGUUUAAUCGUGCGUACGCUGGAAAUCCUGACCCCUUCCUAAGCUGUGACCUUCAGAGUCAGGCUAGACACAGUCUGAAUGGAGAUGUCUGGCUGUCCAGAUGUCCGUUUCUUUCUUUUAAAUAAUCCAACAAAGCCUAAGGGUUUGCAGACAAAACAGUAAAAAUUAAGCCUGGGGCCAUUAAUGAAAUCAAAUUUCAACAGAUAGCAGUUGAUCUCGCAGGAGAACCCCCCCCCCUCCUCCCCGAAAGUUAACGAACAUGAACCUCAUGUGUGGAAGGAGUGUAACAGCUGACCCAGAAGGUGUCCUCCUUCUAAGUUAUUUGGCUGCUUUUUUCAGAUUUUCCUUCUCAACCACUAAACCUUUAUUUGUUAUUUCCAAUGUACUUUCUUUUUAAAAUGUGAUCAGGACACUACUUAUCGCUGUAUUCAGUCCUCCUGAUGGAAACUGUUCACUGUAUUAAUAUGUCAUUUCUUUCCAGGAGAGCCUGUAGGCUGCCUGUUUAACGAUGCUGACCUGCGUUGGGAACGUUUUGAAUUGCUGUAUGGAAACGUAACAUACAUUCUGUGCUCCUGAUACCUGCUUUUAGAACUUGUUCCACGUCUAGCUUAGCUGAUCUAACCAGCGUUGUGUGUGGUUUUCCGAAAGGCAGGUUGACCUUAACCCUUUAAAUGCAGAUGCCUUACAGAGUUAUGAAGGAUAACUUUGCUAUCAGUUUGUUAAUAACUGAUGUCUUCUAUGUGUGCCAUCUCGUGUACAGUUCGUUCUGGAUAUACCGAAACAACCCGAAUGUCUGAUUGUAUUUAACGCCCAGCGCUCUAAGCCGCUCUGGUCCCCAGCAUCCUUGAUGCCCAGGGGGUCCUGGCUUGGUGUUUAGGAGGUGUUUUGUCUCCUCUCCACGGCUCAGAAUUCCCCCAUGAGACGGGGCGUAUUAACGUUUUGAUGUUUACAGUCGUAUUCAGCUUCUGACCACUGAUGACAAGCCCUGCCGCCAAUUUCAUGUGAUCUGACCACCUUUCCGAUGGCCUUACUAUCGCCGUGCGUCGUCCUCCUUGAACCCGGCCCGUGCGGAGUGGCCCUCGAUCACAGCGACGUAGACCCAGCAGCAUCAAAGCCACGUGCGCCGCAUGUUUUUAAAGCGCCAUCUUUAUGAUGCUCCACGUUGCUGUAGUCAUUCCUGGAAUUAGGCAGCAGUUUCACGAAACUCCACUGUGCUCUGGGGGUGGGGGAGGGGUGAAUCUGUAUUUGUUUAUCAAAUGAAAGAAAAAAAAAAUUGCAUUUUUUGCCAAGUCUACUCUUGUAAGUGGUGGAUUUAAACCUUUUUUAGAUAUUAGGUUUUUCUUAAUUAUAAAGUCUAGAAACAUUUUUCUGGUACUGUACAAGUGGAAUUUGCUCUUACUUUAUUAAACAUAAAUCUGUUGCAAUUGUU
Messenger RNA from Paramormyrops kingsleyae, 2565 nucleotides. RefSeq names its product guanine nucleotide binding protein (G protein), gamma 12a (gene gng12a). Gene Ontology annotation, biological process: G protein-coupled receptor signaling pathway. The record is from RefSeq and is a predicted model, not a curated record. Lineage: Eukaryota; Metazoa; Chordata; Actinopteri; Osteoglossiformes; Mormyridae. Gene Ontology annotation, cellular component: heterotrimeric G-protein complex. Gene Ontology annotation, molecular function: G-protein beta-subunit binding.